This is a messenger RNA of Magallana angulata, 1700 nucleotides long. RefSeq names its product deoxyuridine 5'-triphosphate nucleotidohydrolase-like. The transcript is spliced from 6 exons. The coding region runs from base 1 to 492 and encodes 163 amino acids. The record is from RefSeq and is a predicted model, not a curated record. Gene Ontology annotation, molecular function: dUTP diphosphatase activity; magnesium ion binding. NCBI's taxonomy places the organism in Eukaryota, Metazoa, Mollusca, Bivalvia, Ostreida, Ostreidae. Gene Ontology annotation, biological process: dUTP catabolic process; dUMP biosynthetic process.
AUGUCAGCUGAUGGAAAUGAUGGGAAAAAACUCACGUUCUUGAAAUGGGGAAUACUAUCACUACAUAUUAUCAAUAUUAUAGCAGAUGGACCAAAUCAACCGCCUACACUGAAGUUUACUAAACUUACAGAGAAUGCAUUUACUCCUACUCGGGGAACAGAGAUUUCUGCAGGAUUUGACUUAAAAAGUGCAGGUGAUUACACAAUUCCUGCAAGAGGAAAACACGUUGUCGACACAGACAUUCAAAUAGCAGUACCAAGUGGUUGUUAUGGGAGAAUAGCACCAAGAUCUGGUCUUGCAGUUAAUCAUUUCAUUGACAUUGGAGCUGGCGUCAUAGACCCAGACUACAGAGGAAACGUAGGCGUGGUCAUGUUCAACUUUGGUGCAGAUGAUUUCAAAGUGAAGAAAGGUGACAGACUUGCCCAACUGAUUUGUGAGAAAAUCCACUUCCCAAAAUUACAAGAAGUUGAGGUACGUUACAAGAGAUACUAAUUUUUUUUUGCAGAAUUCAAAUUUUGAUAUCUUUAAAACACUUUUUAGUUAAAUUUUAUUUAAAAAUUCCAAUGUUAGUUUAAAAGACGUUUUUAUUUUCUUUAUUAGAAAAAAGACGGAAUAAAAAAUUAUUAUCUUAAGAGAUUAUACAUCUAUUAAUUCAUAUGUAUAUCUACUCGUCGAGGAGACAGUGGGUUCGGGUCAACGGGCACAAAUUGAUGCAAUGUAGACAACAGCGGAUACAUUCAGAACUGGACUGUGUAGAUAUUAAGAAAACAUACCUCUUUUAUUAUCUUUACAAUAUUUUGUUCUCUCGUUCUAAUGCGUUUUAAUGCGUUUUUACUCUUGAUAAAAAUGUGGGGGCAAUUAAUUAAAAUGUAUGUAAUUCAUUCAUGCCUUGUAACAGGACUGUGUAGAGAUUUAAGUGUGCAGAGAUUAAAGAAAAAAUACUCAAAUUACAGUAUAUUUGAUUUUCAAAAUUGGUUUUCAGUGGUAUUAAUGAGUUUAAAGAAGUUUCUAUUCUUGAUGAAUAAGUUGUAGCAACUAUUAUGAAUGUACAUAAUUCAUUUGCUCUUGGUACAUGUAUAACACUGUACCAGAUAAUCAUGUCAGUUUCAAGUGGUAUUUUUGCACCAGCCUAAGAUGCCGUUUUGUAAAAAUAAUUAUCCAUACUAUUAUUAGACUGUUGCCUAAAAAGUAAAUUACCAUUUUUUGUUUUAAGUGUGGCUCAUAUGAAAGGUGAGGUAUUAACCUUCACAAAUUAAUAACCCAGAGGAAAAUAAUAGUGUCCAUACGAAAAAUAACUUUCCUACAGGAAAUUUUGAAAAAGCUACACGAUUUUCUAAAACUGCACAGAAAUCAUAUUUUCUAUAAGAAAAAAGCCUUUACUUCAUGAAUUUAAUUGAGAUGGGCAGUUUUUCUAUUGGAUUCUACAUUGGGUGUUUAAAUCUUAUGGGAAUUUAAUUUCUACUAUGAAGUUCUUUUAUUAUAAUUAAACAUUUCUUUUCCUGUAGGAAUCUAUUUAUCUCAUGGGAGAGGUGAGAUAAAUCAAUAACAAAAGUGGUUAUAAACUCUUUCAUAUUACGUAUUCGAAUGCAUCACAGAUUGGUGAAAAAAUGCCACUUUAUGCGGCACAGUUUUGUAUUUGAUUUGCAUUUUCUCAUGAAUAAACUUAUAACGGAUAAAAUUUACCUUAGAUACCAAAUAAU